AUGUGCCGCGUCGUACUGCUCAACCAGACCCAGUACGUCGAUCAUCAGUUGGGCGCGGGGCUCCCAAGAAUCCCAGGACGGGGGGAUAGCCGCGCCACCGGACGAGAUAACUCGUUCGACGUCCGUUCACGUCGCGGUGGUUCAACAGCUGCUCAACUAGAUAGCGCUGGCCACCGCAAGAGUCCUCUAAUGGAGGUGGAGGAGGAGGAAAGACGCUCUCCACACGAUCAUGUGGAUCGGUGUGUUCCCGAGAGCUUUUUGAUCGCGUAA
Messenger RNA from Peronospora matthiolae, 270 nucleotides. The record is from the annotation of a GenBank genome assembly. Lineage: Eukaryota; Oomycota; Peronosporomycetes; Peronosporales; Peronosporaceae.